Messenger RNA from Diachasmimorpha longicaudata, 2024 nucleotides. RefSeq lists its product as uncharacterized. The coding region runs from base 258 to 1628 and encodes 456 amino acids. Gene Ontology annotation, cellular component: centrosome; early endosome; recycling endosome. The transcript has 8 exons. The record is from RefSeq and is a predicted model, not a curated record. Gene Ontology annotation, biological process: positive regulation of protein localization to cilium; regulation of cytokinesis; positive regulation of cilium assembly. Lineage: Eukaryota; Metazoa; Arthropoda; Insecta; Hymenoptera; Braconidae.
UGCAUCUGUGUGAAUGCGCAUGUACACGCGCCGUCAAAAAUAGUUAUUCCAUCUACGCCAACCUCAAAAUACAUCUGCAUGUGCAACACCGGUUUCGCGAUUACUGACGCUAAACCCCAAAUAGCAGUAAUCACCGGUAAUUGGCGAACAAACGUUGCGAACAGACCCGUCAGGAAGGGUUAAUUUUGAUUGAGUAUGUGAGCUGUCUAAAUAGAAGCUAUAGUUGAAGUUAUUGAAGCAGCCAAAUCAGCUGAGCGAUGGCGAGCAGGCGGGGACGUCGGUCUUCCUCGUCGUCGUCCUCAUCCCUCGAGGAAUUAUCGAAACCCUCGAGAGAUCGUACAACUAAUACCUCGCGUGAAAAUACGUUCAGAAUUAGAAACGACAAUGAUAACCCAGAUGUCCCAAGACGUUCCUCCGAGGAAAAUCCCUUCAGUUUCAAACACUUCCUGAAAAACGACUCGCAGACGAAUUAUCAAUAUACCGGCGCAAGGCCAAAGGUCUACACAUCAGGACGAAAGAUUGGUGAGAGCAGUGGUCUCGAUAAUGACAGUGUUUACACGAGGAAUCCCACGGAACUGCCCGACUUCGUUCAAGAUCAUCUGGUCAUUGAGCAGUGCUACUUGAAUCAUGACUCAGCGACGUUCGCACAAGCUCUUCCCGAUGUCGACAAUCUUCCGGAUUUCGCCAUUAACAGUGUCGAGCAGCGAUCCAUGUGCCAUCGGGCUGAGGGAAAAUCGUUGGAUAGGGGGGAUCUACCAUUCGACCUGACGGGGAGCAUCGACAGGAGGAAGAGGAGACGCGAUCGUCCUGUUCCUAAUUCAUCGCCACUGGGUAACGGGGAGGGAUCAAGGUUUGGGAGGGCUCAUGAGGGAUCCCCGGUGAUGCUGGAACCCAUCGCGUUUCCACUAGAUCUACCCCUAAAUCAAGAACCAAAUGGGCCAGCCAAUACAUCAGGAAUUGCACAACCUGCAGGCGAUUCUAGUAUACCAAAUUCAUUACCUGAUUUUCUGAGUGAUGGGCCGAUACGAAAUAGAGUGGCACCGCUGCCCGAAGUCUCGGCUGCUUUAAAUCCCUCUGAGCCAUUGGAUAGAAGAUUGCUUUUGGAAAUUGAUCACCUCCGGCAGGACCUAGAAAUGUCUCGCAGGCAGAACAAUGAACAAAAUAGACGGAUACACGUUCUUGAGGCAGAAUUGUCCUCGCGAAGAGCAGUGGAUCACGAGGAGACAGUGCACUUGGAGAAAGCGAUGGAACAGGUGGAGGACAAUUUAAAACGCAGUACUAGACGAGCAGUGAAUGCCGAGAGUACAGUGACAGUAUUGAAACAAGAAGUGAAAAAACUGAAGUUGGAAAUCCAGACCCUCCAAGGGGAGAAUGGAGAGUUGAGAGGAGCCAUGGGUGCAAGUUACAGUGAUUCCCGAACGAGCAGUGAAAAGAAAAUACGGAGACUAGCAGGCGACCUGCGGGAUGCUGCGUCAUCCGCUCAUACUCUUCUCAGGCAAUUGAUAUCGGGGGUCGAUAACCUCAAAGUAAUCGCCUCAAGCCUGGAGAACGUUGACAGGCUAGAAGACAGUACCAAAGACUUUCUCUUAGACUUCGACGAGGACAACGCCGCUGGCCCGGCCCUCUGAAUCCCAUAAAUCGAUGCUAAUUUUUCAUUAAUCUAGAUAUAACGUGCGCUAAAAUCCCCUCCAUACCCGUCCCGGAGGCACUAGUGGAAUAUAUUUCCGAAAGCUCCAGAAUAAAUCUACAAACCGAACACGUCCAUCUGUUGUUUUGAAAAAAAAAUUCGUAGGAUUUUAGAGCUAAAUCUAUCGUGUAAUUAUUUAUAACUUAUUUGUUGUACUUUUUAUAAUCGUCACUAAACUGUCAGGUUUCACUUUCCAUUGGAUAUUACGAUGAAUAGUGACGUAUGAAAAAUUUCAAUAGAAAAACCUGACGCUUUUGUUGAGAGAUUUUAUUUUUUAAUAGAUUGUGAUAAAUUUAAAAAUAAUAAAAAGACGAACAACUAAAUUUGGCCAUAGAAA